Messenger RNA from Dama dama (fallow deer), 4881 nucleotides. It is a transcript of the gene RALGAPB, whose product is annotated as Ral GTPase activating protein non-catalytic subunit beta. The coding region runs from base 246 to 4733 and encodes 1495 amino acids. Lineage: Eukaryota; Metazoa; Chordata; Mammalia; Artiodactyla; Cervidae. The transcript is spliced from 30 exons. Gene Ontology annotation, molecular function: GTPase activator activity. The record is from RefSeq and is a predicted model, not a curated record. Gene Ontology annotation, biological process: regulation of small GTPase mediated signal transduction; activation of GTPase activity.
CCUGAGCAGAUCCCAGCCGGCUGGCCCGACUGGCCUUCGUCGUCCCCGGGCGCCGUGGGAGAGUCGCUGACGAGUGAACAGAACGACCGCCUGAGGACAGCCGGCCAGGGCAGCGAAAGCGCCGGUCCUAUGGCGCGGGUGGCGUGAGGCGGAAGGCCGAGUGCGGCCGGCGGCGGCGCCCACCCCAGCGAUGCGGGCCCCGCCCGUCGCCUCAGGUGCCAUUCGGAUAGUCCUUUAGCGGCACGAUGUACUCUGAGUGGAGGUCGCUGCAUUUGGUGAUUCAGAAUGAUCAGGGCCACACCAGUGUGCUGCACAGCUAUCCAGAGAGUGUUGGGCGAGAGGUGGCAAAUGCGGUGGUUCAUCCUCUUGGGCAGGCCUUAGGUGCCCCUUCAGUGGCUGGGAGUGAGAGUUUGUUAAAAACUGACAAAGAAGUAAAAUGGACCAUGGAAGUAAUUUGCUAUGGACUGACCCUUCCAUUGGAUGGAGAGACUGUAAAAUAUUGUGUUGAUGUAUAUACCGACUGGAUUAUGGCUUUAGUGUUACCGAAAGAUUCUAUUCCUUUGCCAGUUAUUAAAGAGCCUAAUCUAUAUGUUCAAAGUAUACUAAAACACCUGCAAAAUCUUUUUGUACCAAGACAGGAACAGGGCUCCAGUCAGAUCCGACUAUGCUUACAGGUCCUAAGAGCCAUUCAAAAACUGGCCCGUGAAUCAUCCAUUAUGGCCCGAGAAACCUGGGAAGUCUUACUGUUGUUUCUUCUGCAGAUUAAUGACAUACUUCUAGCGCCACCAACUGUUCAAGGUGGCAUUGCUGAGAAUCUAGCAGAGAAGUUGAUUGGUGUUCUCUUUGAGGUUUGGUUACUAGCAUGUACGCGGUGCUUCCCAACACCUCCUUACUGGAAAACAGCCAAGGAGAUGGUGGCUAACUGGAGGCACCACCCAGCAGUGGUGGAGCAGUGGAGCAAGGUCAUCUGUGCGCUCACUUCAAGAUUGCUACGCUUUACAUAUGGUCCUUCAUUUCCUCCAUUUAAAGUUCCCGAUGAAGAUGCCAGUCUGAUCCCUCCUGAAAUGGAUAACGAGUGUGUUGCACAGACAUGGUUUCGCUUUUUACAUAUGUUAAGUAAUCCCGUGGAUUUGAGUAAUCCAGCCAUUAUAAGCUCUACUCCCAAAUUUCAGGAACAGUUCUUAAAUGUGAGCGGAAUGCCACAAGAAUUGAAUCAGUAUCCCUGCCUUAAACAUCUGCCUCAAAUAUUUUUUCGUGCCAUGCGUGGAAUCAGCUGUCUGGUGGAUGCAUUCUUAGGCAUUUCUAGACCCCGAUCAGACAGUGCUCCUCCAACACCCGUGAACAGACUGAGCAUGCCUCAGAGCACUGCUGUCAAUACCACCCCGCCACAUAACCGGCGGCACCGGGCUGUUACUGUGAAUAAGGCCACCAUGAAGACAAGCACAGUUAGUACUGCUCACGCCUCGAAAGUUCAGCAUCAGACAUCCUCCACCUCUCCUCUGUCAAGUCCAAAUCAGACUAGUUCAGAACCCCGGCCACUGCCUGCCCCCCGGAGACCAAAGGUUAACAGCAUCUUGAAUCUCUUUGGAUCAUGGUUAUUUGAUGCAGCAUUUGUUCACUGUAAACUUCAUAAUGGGAUAAACAGAGACAGCAGCAUGACUGCCAUUACAACACAAGCUAGCAUGGAGUUUCGACGGAAAGGGUCACAAAUGUCCACAGACACCAUGGUUUCCAAUCCUAUGUUUGAUGCAAGUGAAUUUCCCGAUAACUAUGAAGCAGGAAGAGCUGAGGCUUGUGGGACACUGUGUAGGAUUUUUUGUAGCAAGAAGACUGGAGAAGAGAUUCUGCCAGCUUAUUUAUCCAGAUUUUACAUGCUUUUAAUUCAAGGUUUGCAGAUAAAUGAUUAUGUGUGCCAUCCUGUCUUGGCCAGCGUUAUUCUAAACUCCCCUCCUUUGUUCUGCUGUGACUUGAAAGGGAUUGAUGUUGUGGUUCCUUACUUUAUUUCAGCUCUUGAAACCAUUUUGCCUGACAGAGAACUUUCAAAAUUCAAAAGCUAUGUAAAUCCAACAGAACUGAGACGAUCUUCCAUUAAUAUCCUGCUUUCUUUGUUGCCCCUCCCACAUCACUUUGGCACAGUCAAGUCUGAGGUAGUCCUGGAAGGAAAGUUUAGUAAUGAUGACAGCUCUUCUUAUGAUAAACCAAUAACUUUUUUGUCACUGAAGUUGAGACUUGUGAAUAUACUAAUAGGUGCCUUGCAAACGGAAACGGACCCCAACAACACUCAAAUGAUACUAGGGGCAAUGUUAAAUAUUGUUCAAGAUUCAGCACUUUUAGAAGCCAUUGGUUGCCAAAUGGAGAUGGGUGGUGGAGAAAAUAACUUCAAGAGUCAUAGUCGCACAAAUAGUGGUAUUAGUUCAGCAAGUGGUGGAAGCACAGAACCCACAACUCCUGACAGUGAAAGACCUGCUCAGGCUCUCCUGAGAGAUUAUGCUCUUAAUACAGAUUCAGCUGCUGGGCUCCUGAUUCGCAGCAUUCAUCUCGUCACCCAAAGACUCAACUCCCAGUGGCGGCAAGACAUGAGCAUAUCACUGGCAGCUCUGGAGCUCCUCUCUGGACUGGCAAAGGUGAAGGUGAUGGUUGACUCUGGAGACCGGAAGCGAGCCAUCAGUUCUGUGUGCAGCUACAUUGUAUACCAGUGUAGUCGGCCAGCUCCUCUUCACUCCCGGGACCUGCACUCCAUGAUAGUGGCAGCUUUUCAAUGUCUCUGUGUCUGGCUGACAGAGCACCCUGACAUGCUUGAUGAAAAGGAUUGUCUUAAGGAAGUGCUGGAAAUUGUGGAACUGGGUAUUUCAGGAAGCAAGUCCAAGAACAGUGAGCAAGAGGUCAAGUACAAAGGUGAUAAGGAGCCAAACCCUGCCUCCAUGAGGGUCAAGGAUGCUGCUGAAGCCACCCUAACAUGUAUUAUGCAGUUGCUUGGCGCAUUUCCUUCACCCAGUGGUCCUGCCUCUCCUUGUAGUCUGGUGAAUGAGACCACUUUGAUCAAAUACUCCAGACUGCCAACCAUAAACAAACAUAGUUUCCGGUACUUUGUCUUGGAUAACAGUGUCAUCCUGGCAAUGCUGGAGCAACCUCUUGGAAAUGAACAGAAUGAUUUUUUCCCCUCUGUCACUGUGCUCGUCCGGGGAAUGUCUGGAAGACUUGCUUGGGCACAACAACUUUGCCUUUUACCCAGAGGAGCAAAAGCAAAUCAGAAGCUUUUUGUGCCUGAACCUCGUCCAGUUCCUAAAAAUGAUGUUGGAUUUAAAUAUACUGUGAAACAUCGACCAUUUCCUGAAGAGGUGGAUAAGAUUCCUUUUGUGAAAGCAGAUCUGAGCAUUCCAGAUUUGCAUGAAAUCGUCACGGAAGAAUUAGAAGAGAGACAUGAAAAAUUAAGGAAUGGCAUGGCCCAGCAGAUCGCUUAUGAAAUACACCUUGAGCAACAAAGUGAGGAGGAAUUGCAGAAGAGAAGUUUUCCUGAUCCAGUUACAGAUUGUAAGCCCCCACCUCCUGCCCAGGAAUUCCAAACAGCACGUCUUUUCCUUUCACACUUCGGAUUUUUGUCUUUAGAAGCAUUGAAGGAACCUGCAAACAGUCGUCUACCUCCUCACCUUAUUGCACUUGACUCCACGAUACCUGGAUUUUUUGAUGACAUUGGGUAUCUGGAUCUCUUGCCAUGUCGUCCCUUUGACACAGUUUUUAUUUUCUAUAUGAAGCCAGGUCAGAAAACAAACCAGGAGAUUUUAAAGAAUGUGGAGUCUUCCAGAAAUGUUCAGCCACAUUUCCUAGAAUUUUUGCUCUCCCUUGGCUGGUCAGUAGAUGUGGGCAAACACCCUGGCUGGACUGGGCAUGUUUCCACCAGUUGGUCUAUUAACAGUUGCGAUGAUGGUGAAGGACCUGCACAAGAUGAAGUGAUUUCCUCUGAAGAUGUUGGGGCUAGCAUUUUCAACGGACAGAAGAAGGUGCUGUAUUAUGCCGAUGCCCUUACAGAAAUAGCUUUUGUGGUUCCUUCUCCUGUGGAGUCCUUAACUGAUUCACUGGAAAGUAACAUCUCAGACCAAGAUAGUGAUUCAAAUAUGGAUCUUAUGCCAGGAAUUCUGAAACAACCAUCCCUGACACUUGAGCUUUUCCCUAAUCACACAGACAAUCUUAAUUCCUCACAGAGGCUCAGUCCCAGCUCCAGAAUGAAGAAGCUGCCUCAGGGUCGCCCUGUGCCUCCCCUUGGACCCGAGACAAGAGUUUCUGUAGUCUGGGUGGAACGCUAUGAUGAUAUAGAAAACUUUCCCCUCUCAGACCUGAUGACAGAAAUCAGUACUGGUGUGGAAACUACUGCAAAUAGUAGCACUUCUCUGAGAUCUACUGCUCUUGAAAAAGAAGUUCCUGUCAUCUUCAUCCACCCUUUAAACACUGGAUUAUUCCGGAUAAAAAUUCAAGGAGCCACUGGAAAAUUUAACAUGGUCAUCCCUCUCGUGGACGGGAUGAUUGUCAGUAGGCGAGCACUCGGUUUUCUGGUAAGGCAGACUGUAAUUAAUAUUUGUAGAAGAAAGAGACUGGAGAGUGACUCCUACAGCCCACCACAUGUCCGCCGGAAACAGAAGAUCACCGACAUUGUCAACAAGUACCGGAACAAACAGUUGGAGCCAGAGUUUUACACUUCACUUUUUCAGGAGGUUGGACUCAAGAACUGCAGUUCUUAGACCACUGUCUGUCUAGGACUAUUGAACUCUAGUUUGGGGCUAUAAUAUCAAAGCAAAGCAAUUUGAUAGGUGAUCACUGUAAAAAUAAAUCACUCCCCAAGAGCUUACUGUAUAAUCACCGGAAUAGAAGAGACACAUUAUAAACCCA